AACUUGGGUUCAACAAAUUAUCACUGCAAAUAUACCUUUAAGUGACUACUUGUUAAGAGAAAAAGGAAUCGCAUUUAUUCAUACACUUGGUAUAAAGGAAGAGGAUUUAUCAUUUUCAUCUGGUUGGGAUGAAGUAAGCGAUAUCACGAUCAAAAAUUGUUGGAAUUCUACUAGCAUACUUCCAGACGCAAUUAAUAAUCCGGAGGCAGCUAGACUUAAGAAAGAUCUUGAGUUAUAUUAUACAACCGUUGAUGAACCUCUUGCUACAAAGGAUGUAAUAAAUGAUGAUGAAAUUCUUGCGAUGGUCUAUGAAACCUUUAAUCCUAAGCAAGUGGUAACAGAUCCUGAGGAAGAUGACAUGCCUCCAACACCUCUAGUAAAUUUGUCAGAAGCAAUAAAUGCGCUGAACAUACUCAUUCAAUUUCAAGAACAAAGAGAAAAUAAUAAUAAAUUUAAACCAGAAGAAUUAGAUAUGCUACGCAAAAAAGUGUAUCAGUUUGAAAAAUUGAAGAAUGUAUCGAAAAAACAAACCAAUCUCUUUGGCUAUUUUGGUGACCAAGAUUCGCAACAUUUAUUUGAGAGAUUUAUGGAGAUUAAAAAAGUACUUGCACUUAGGGGUGAGACUGCAUAUAAAUACUGUUCACCAUAUUUAUUGUUACUGUUAAAAUUUCAUAGUAACCAUGAUAUCUAUGAAAGUGUUUCGAAAUAUCAAAGAGGCUAA
Racocetra persica is the source of this 721-nucleotide messenger RNA. The record is from the annotation of a GenBank genome assembly. NCBI's taxonomy places the organism in Eukaryota, Fungi, Glomeromycota, Glomeromycetes, Diversisporales, Gigasporaceae.